Helobdella robusta is the source of this 4803-nucleotide messenger RNA. RefSeq lists its product as hypothetical. Lineage: Eukaryota; Metazoa; Annelida; Clitellata; Rhynchobdellida; Glossiphoniidae. Bases 1 to 4803 code for a protein of 1600 amino acids. Gene Ontology annotation, molecular function: calcium ion binding. The record is from RefSeq and is a predicted model, not a curated record. Gene Ontology annotation, biological process: microtubule anchoring at centrosome. The transcript is spliced from 16 exons. Gene Ontology annotation, cellular component: centrosome.
AUGGAUAAAGAAAAUUUAAAAGCCAUUUUCAAUGACUUAGGAGUGGCUAGCCAGGGUUAUGUUAACAAGGAUGAACUUGCGAAGAUCUGCGAGUACUUCGGCAUGGAAGAUAUGACCAAAAAGGAGUUGGAUAAAUUAUUUCAAGACUUAGACCAGGACAAAGAUGGAAAGAUUAGUGAGGAUGAAUUCUUGGUAGGCAUGUUCAACAAACCAUCUCCUCCGACACCUUCAACUCCAAAAUUUCCACCAGAUUCCCUACAAGAACCCACAGCUCCUGUUACCUCCCCAGCGCCAAACGUCACACCCAGAAACAAAGACAAUAAAACCACACCUGCCAACAAAAACAAUGAAACCACACCUACCAAUAAAGACAUCAACACCACACCAACAAACAAAGAUGAUGAAACCACACCAACAAACAAAGAUGCCAACAACACAAAAUCCCCAUCAUCCACUAUUCUACCUACCAAAGAAAAUGAACCCCUACCUCCAAAGACCCCCUCAACAAAGGCAGUUCUUGACAAGAACAGUCCAGAAACUGAUUCAAAAGAUUCCAAAUUUGAUUCUCUGCCUAAUUUUGGUGACAAAAAUAAGUUUCCUAACUUAUCUGCUACCUCUCGGGCUGACCCAACUGACUGGCUCAAUUUUUUGGACCCCAACCGAACUGGGUUCGUAAAGGGCAGAGAUGUCAUUGAUUACAUGAGUAGAUGUAAAAUAGCUGAUGGGGAAAACAUAUUGAAAAGAUUGAACUUUGACCCCGUGGGUAAUAUUGCCCCCAGUCAGCUGGCCAGAGUUCUCGAACAGCAGCUGAAGAACUCGAAAGAUGCAGCUCUGCAUGAUGCUGCUGCUGAUAUGCUACUGAAUUCUACUGAUAAGUUGUGGUCAGUUGAUGAUGAUGAUGAUGAUGAUAAUGGUGAUACAAUGCCGUCAAAAUCUGAUAGAGAUGAUUUUGAAAAAUUGAAGAAAAAAUUAGAAGAUAGUCUGAAGGAAUCGAUGGAUGAGUGUGAGAGGUUGAGAGUGAAAAAUGAAGAAUUAGAAAGUGAAAUUAAAAAGUUAACUGAAGACUUGAACAAUGCAUCAACGAUUAAAGAUACAAAUUAUGAAGCCACCAAAAAGAAAUUGGACGAUGGUGAUGAUGAGAGUGAUAAUAAAGUAAGGCUAUCAAAUGACCGGUACUCUUCGCUAGAUUUCGAUGACGCAAACAUCUCUGAUGACGUACGUAGAACGAUCCAGAGAGAAAUGGACAGAAGGGAAAAGUUGGCUGCCGAUGAAAGAAAGCAGGCUGAAGGUGCCUUGUUGUUAGAAAUUUCGGAGCUCGAAAGCAAACACGCAGACGAGUUGGAAAAGUUGAAAAAAGAUCAUAAAAAAGAAAAGGACGACUUAUUAGCCAGUCAACAGCGCGCCAUAGCGGAUGCAAUAGCGGAAAAGGAAAGAGAUCUGAUGAAAGAUUACGUGAAAGAUAAAUUAUCAUCAUCAGCGUCACAACUUCCGGUCUCAUCGGCUGAUGAAUUAGAUAACAAAAAUAAAGAAAUAACCAGACUGCAAAACGAGUUGGAGAAACAAUCAAAGCUCAUUGAAGACUUACAACAGCAAAUGAAAGACGACAACAACAACAACAAUGUGGAGGAAGCAAAACCAACAACAACAACAACAAAGAAAGACAGCCACUCAUCUAUCAUUCCAACCGAACUGAGAAAAUUUUUCACAUCUGACGAUGACCUGGUUGAUGACGUCAAAGAUUCGAUUAAAGAAAAAGAUGACGUCACUAAUAUGGUAAGUAGUGAAGGUGUCGAUGCUAUGCGUGCUAAUGUCGUUAAAAAGGUUGACGUCACGUCGCAGACCAAUGAAAAUGACGUCAUCGUCGAAAAAAUUGAGACAGGAAUUCAAACGGAAAAGGUUAUAAUCAGUAAGGCUAUUGAUAGAAAUGAUUUCGCCGGCCAGACCGAUGACGAUGACGUAAUCGCCAUUGAGAGGAGCGACAUUCAUUGCCAGACAAAUCACGUAGUGAUAAGUGACGUCAUAGAGAAGAUUAAUUUGCAUACGCAGACGGAUGAAAUUGAGAAGGUUUUUUCAGAUUCUGAAGUUCAGACUGGGGAGGUCCAAGGUGACGAUACGAAGUUUGCGCAUGUAGAAACUCAAACAGCAUCUAACGAAGUCAUGCACGCGAAGACUCAAACGUCUAUAAAUGACGUCACUUACGUCAUGACACAAACCGAUGAUGAUUUAGUUGCUGCUGCUGUUGAAGCGACCACACAGACCACAUCUGAGGAACUAAUUAGCACAUACAUACAAACAGAUACAGGCGUAUCUAGAGAUACAUUCACACAGACAUUUGAGCAGAGUGACGAUGAUGAUGUUGAGAAAUUCAUAGACGUGACGUCACAAACUGAAUCACGUGACUCUGUUGACGUUUCGUCGCAAACCGAACAACCGCGUGACUCCGUCGCUGAGGUCUCGGCACCAACAAUGGCCACUGAUCUCAAUGACAUGUCGAUUCAGACUGACGACGAACUGAAAGAAUCAACAGCAGCGCAGACAUCAACAGUUGAGUCAGUUGAUGUAACGACGCAAUGUGAAACAACGGAUGAGAAAAAUGUUGAUGUCAUGAUGCAGACUGAGGAUGUUAUUAACGCCAGCAAUGACAACAUAUCCACACAAACGUCAAUCGUUGGUGUCAGUGAGGUGGAGACACAGACGGAGGAUAACGUAUUUGGUGUCCCAGAUGUUGUUGAUGUUAGUAAUAAUGAACUAGAAUCACUGAGACCAUCAAGAGCCUCGCUGACUGAAGAACAUGAUGCUUCCAACAAGACAUCUAUACAGACUGAUGUAACUGACGUCAUCAAAGUGCCGGUAACAGCGUCAACAACAACAACAUCAACCGUCACAGCACAGACCCAGACAAGUAUUAUUGAGGGUGACGUCAUUAACAACGACACGUCACCAGCAACAUCACAGCAACAACAAUUUAGAAACAUCGAAACAACGAUAACCGCAACAACGUCAACUCAAACUGAUUUCGAAUUAGACGGUUAUGAUGAUAAUAACGAUGAGAGAGGCGAUCAUGAUAAUGAUGAUAGAGAAAAGCUACUGAAGCAGUACCAGGCGAACAUUAGCGAGUUGAAGAGCAAGAUAGCAGCAGAUGAGAAGCACAUGUCGCAGGUUAUUCACGAGAUGGAUCUUAUGAUCAGCGAUUUGGAGGAUAAGUUGGAGCUUUCCUACAAGGUGAACAAGAAGCUGGAGAAAGUCAUUAAGGACAGAAAUGAAGAAAUUACAAGUCUGAAAGAGUCACAGAGGCAUCGGAAAGAUGGCGAUGAGAAUGUUCUGUCGUCGCGACAACUGCGACAACCACACCAAAACCAACCACAACUACAACCACAGCAACCACAACUACAACCACAGCAACUACAACCACAGCAACCACAACUACAACCACAGCAACCACAACCACAGCAACCACAACCACAGCAACCACAACUACAAUCACAGCUACAACCACAGCAACCACAACUACAACUACAGCAACUACAACCACAGCAACCACAACUACAACCACAGCUACAACCACAGCCAGCACCUUCACAAUCUAGAUCUCAACCGGUAAACUCAGAUUUGAGCGAUUUUGACAACGUCAUUAAUAACAUUCCAGACGAAUCGAUUGAAAAUCUAAUAAAAGAUUAUGAAAGCAAACUGAAUGACGUCAGGCUGGAGUUUGAAAAGGAAAGAUCAAAAAUAAAACAAGAUCAUGAUAAGGAAAUUAAAAAACUGGCGGAUGACUUCGCUACCGCCAUUGACAGUUUAAACAAAGAUAGGGAAAGGAAACUGAAGGAAAUGGAAAAUAAGGAAAACCCAAAGACUAUAAAUAAAAUAAAAGAUCUAGAAAGUAGAAUAAGCGAUCUCAUGAUGACGAACGAAAGAAUAAUCUUAAACUUGACGAAAGAUAAUGAAAUAAAAAAGUUAGAAAUAAAAAACUUGAACGCGUUAGCGGAGAAAUUAAAAAAUGAAAGCAAAAUGGAAAAAAAUGACUUUAAAAACGCUUUGAGAAGACUAAAAAAUGACUUAAGGGUGGAAAAAGAAGUAAAGUUGUCGUCGGCUGGUAGUGGCAGACUGGAGACGUACUUGAGAGAGCAAAUUAGUGAUUUGUGCAGGCAGAAUGCUGAGUUGAUGAGUCGCAACGAGAAGGUUGACAAGGCAGAUGUGAUGGCCGAGAGAGAUUUGCUACGAGAUCAGUUGAGAAGAACGCUUAAUCAGCUGAAUGAUGUCACGACAGCCCUCACCGCCUUAACCAAUCAGCAUCGAGCCGAGAAACAAGCAUGGACGCUAGCCAAAGAUCAGCUGAUCGACCCUGCUAAAUAUCAGCAACUGGCCAGCAAAAUGGCCUGGACCGAAGCAGCUAACGAAAAGCUACAAGCCAUGCUGGAGCGUAGUCAGUUGGAGUCGACUAAUUUGUUAACUGCUGCCAGGGAAUCUUUCGACAAAAGUCUGAAUGAUUUAAACAAAGAAAAAUUAUUGAGCGAUAACUACGUGAAUAAGCUGACCGGCCUCAUCGAUAACAAAGACCAAAGAAUCAAACAAUUUGUUAGCCAACUAUGUUCUUACUUUAUUUUUAUAUCUAUGAACGACCAACAAAAGAAGACGGAAAAACUGAUAAAAGAUUUGUACAGCGAAAACGCCCGUCUCGUUAAAUAUCUACAAGUCUUGGAGAAACAGAAAAAUGAUUUGAACUCCACUAACAAGUUGCUAGAAGAUAAAUGUUUGGCCCUUGGCGACUUGGUCAGAAGGCUCUGUCCGGCUGCUGUACAGUGA